AUGCCUGAUAGUAUAAGUCUUGAAAGACGUAUGGUAGUGAUGGCUUUCGGAGCUGAGGUAGUACUUACAAAUGGUGAGGAAGGACUGAAAGCAGCAACAGCGAAAGCGAAGGAACUUGCGAAACGUAUUCCCAAUUCAUAUUUACUUAAUCAGUAUAAAAAUGCAGCUAAUCCUGAAGCACAUCACGAUACUACUGGUCCAGAAAUUUGGGAACAAACUGGAGGCAAAGUUGAUAUUGCUGUCUUUGGUGUUGGCAGCGGAGGUGUUUUGACAGGAGUAGGUCGGUACUUGAUGGAGAAAAAUCCAAAAGUUGAGAUUAUUGCUUGUGAGCCUGAUGAAGCGGCUGUUUUGUCGGGGGAACGUUUUCACCCUCAUAUAAUCCCAGGGAUGGGAGCAGGAUUUGUUCCAACUGUUUUGGAUACAACACUAUACAAGAGAGUUCUGCGCAUUCGCUCAGAGGAUGCGAUGACGAUGACUCGUAGACUCGCCACUGAAGAAGGACUUUUAGUCGGGAUCUCAUCUGGAGCAAACGUUUGUGCAGCAUUAACGCUCGCUAAAGAACCGGAGAAUAAAGACAAAUUAAUUGUAACGAUCUUGGAUAAUUUUGGUGAACGCGAUAUUUCAUCUCCAGUGUACGCCGAUGUUCGUGAAAAAGCAUUGAGUUUAAAAGUGGAGAAGACUGAGGAAACUCUGCUUCGGACGCCGUACCUCUCAUAUUGA
Molecule: messenger RNA, 720 nt
Organism: Enterobius vermicularis (human pinworm)
Lineage: Eukaryota; Metazoa; Nematoda; Chromadorea; Rhabditida; Oxyuridae
Source: the annotation of a GenBank genome assembly